Messenger RNA from Durusdinium trenchii, 1638 nucleotides. The record is from the annotation of a GenBank genome assembly. Lineage: Eukaryota; Dinophyceae; Suessiales; Symbiodiniaceae.
AUGCGUGCGUCGUGGACAUGGAUGGCCAUCUUGGAGAGUGCAGCCGAAGGUCUCAGUGCCACAAGUGCUCAGGCCUGUUGCGAGCUCUGCUACGAGAAGGCCAGUUGUUUGGCUGCUUCAUACCGAAGCUCCACCGAGGAGUGUCUGCUGGGUGGUGCGCGGUAUCCUGGAGGAUCCGCAGAUCGCGCAGAUGUGCUGGCGUGCAGUCCACGAAAAGCAGCAUGUGAUUUGAAGGAAGGUGCUGAUUAUAUCGCGGCUCGUGGAUCGACGGUCAAAGAUGUGCACAGCACUGAGCAAUGCUGCGCGCUUUGCGCAACAUGGGAAGAUUGCAAGGUGCUACUUGAAAGCUGGUUUCGUGUCCGAGCGCCAAAGCAGCAAUCCGAUUGUGGCCUGUGUGGCCCGUGGAAAGAUCGAAGCACCGGAGGCAAUGCAUCACGGCCGGUGCUUCUAGAUGGUGCGGAGACUUUGAUAGACAUGGGAAGUCGUCUCAUCAAGAUCGCGCUUUUUCGACCUGCGUGGAACUAUGCGGUGAAUUCUGAAUGGCCAUCGGACGAGUCCUUUCCAACUUUGAAGUCGGUGGCAGUGCAUGAGCACUUUCGGCAUCUUUGGGAGAUGGACUUUGACACCUAUGUGCUCGUCGCUUAUUCAACAGCAGGAGGCAGGUCUGCUGGCAACAUGGCAGCAGGUUACUGGGUGCAAGGCAUCACAGAAGAGCAGGAGGCUGAAGAAGAAUUGCAGUUCUACGAAGCCGCUGCCUUUUUCCUGGAGACAUAUCCGCAUAAGACCUUUGUCUUCACCAACUGUGAAGGUGAUUGGGAGAUCCGUGGCGGUUUGGGGGUACAGCGAGCACCCCAUGAAGCUGCUUUCGCAUCGAUGGCCAGGUGGCUGCAGGCACGACAAGCCGGUGUCACGAGAGCCCGGCAGAGGCACCGCAUGCCAGGAGCAGCUGGCAACGUGUACUUGGCAGGGGAAGUGAACCUCGUUGCCGAGUCCCUCUUUGAGGGGAAGCCCAACGUGGUGAACCGCGUGUUGCCCUUCGUGCAGCUGGACAUGGUCUCAUACAGUAGUUAUGAUACGCAGCAGGACCUCCGCGAGUUUGAAGCAGCUUUGAGGUAUCUGGCCUCGCAGCACAAUCGUAGCGCGUGGUCCCCAAAUGGGAUGUCGGCGCUGAUGCUGGGAGAGUUUGGGCUUCCACAGAGCAAGAUGACCCUGCCAGACAUCACCUACAUUUUGGGCAAUGUGAUCAAUUCGGCUUUGGCAAUGGGUGUGUCCUACAUCCUUUUUUGGGAGACCUUCUGCAAUGAAUGCCUCCCGGGCCCUGGCUGUGGAGCUGAUGGGCGAUGUCGAGAGAAGGUGCCGGUGACGGAGGUUGAUCGCUUGAAUGGCUUUUGGUUGGUCUGGCCAGAUGGCACCAAAGCGUGGCCUUGGAGAUAUCUUCACCAAAAGCUGCACGAGGCUCCUGAGUCAGAGCUUUGGGCCCUUCGCCGUGAACGUGAGGACGAGACAGGUGCCCUCUAUGGAAGGUCCACCCUGGCUUUGCUGGGCUCCGCAGCAGUAGCAGUGGCCUCCAUUUUCCGAUACUGCCGUGUGCAUAGGAGGUCGAAAAAGCAUGGCGCAUGCUGCAUGUUGUUUUUGUGA